This is a messenger RNA of Saccostrea cuccullata (small rock oyster), 3118 nucleotides long. RefSeq names its product WD repeat domain phosphoinositide-interacting protein 2-like. NCBI's taxonomy places the organism in Eukaryota, Metazoa, Mollusca, Bivalvia, Ostreida, Ostreidae. The record is from RefSeq and is a predicted model, not a curated record. Gene Ontology annotation, cellular component: cytosol; phagophore assembly site membrane; extrinsic component of membrane. The transcript has 11 exons. Gene Ontology annotation, molecular function: phosphatidylinositol-3,5-bisphosphate binding; phosphatidylinositol-3-phosphate binding; protein binding. Gene Ontology annotation, biological process: nucleophagy; protein lipidation; protein localization to phagophore assembly site. Bases 127 to 1446 code for a protein of 439 amino acids.
UGUAAAUUGUAAAUACAAAACAAAUGGCGACAUAAACGUCAUUUUCCUGAAUAAGAAAUUAUACUUUUUUACACUUUCAGGACGGAUUAUCUUUACUCUGGUGUGGCCAAUAGUUUCUCUGGCCUCAUGAACCUCGCAACUAAAACCGGGGACGAACAGUCUGACCUCCUGUUUGUGAAUUUCAAUCAAGAUUGCACGUCGCUAGCAGUUGGAACAAGGACCGGAUACAAAUUAUUUUCUUUGAGUUCGGUCGACAAGUUAGAACAAAUUUACGACAAUGAAAGUGAAGACAUCUGUAUAGUGGAAAGACUUUUCUCCAGUAGUUUAGUUGCAAUAGUUAGUUUAUCUUCUCCAAGAAAGUUAAAAGUCUGUCAUUUCAAGAAGGGGACUGAAAUUUGUAACUACAGUUACUCCAAUUCUAUUUUAGCUGUGCGUCUGAACAGACAGAGGCUGAUAGUAUGUUUAGAAGAGAGUUUAUACAUCCACAAUAUACGGGACAUGAAGGUCCUGCACACAAUCCGUGACACGCCCCCUAACCCUCACGGAUUGUGUGCUCUGUCCAUUAACAAUGACAACUGUUUCCUGGCCUAUCCAGGAAGUAACCAGAUUGGGGAGGUGCAAAUAUUCGACACAAUCAAUUUGAGGGCAGUAACCAUGAUACCUGCCCAUGAUAAUCCCCUCGCCUCACUCGCUUUCAAUGCUCAAGGAACAAAAUUAGCUACUGCUUCUGAAAAGGGUACAGUUAUAAGGGUGUUCUCAAUUCCUGAUGGACAGAAGCUGUUUGAGUUCAGAAGGGGGGUAAAGAGGUGUGUGAGCAUAUAUUCCAUGGCCUUUAGUGCAGAUUCCCUAUUUCUGUCGGCAUCCAGCAACACAGAGACUGUACACAUAUUUAAAUUGGAGGCCCCCAAAGACAGGCCCACUGAGCAGGAACCCCAGGGCUGGAUGGGCUAUUUCGGUCAGGCCCUGAAGUCCUCUGCGACCUACUUACCUAGUCAGAUGACCGAAAUGUUCAACCAGGGCAGAGCUUUUGCCACAGCCCGCUUACCCAACUCAGGACUGCACAAUGUUUGUGCUCUGGCCACGAUUCAGAAGGUCCCAAGACAGCUGGUUGUAUCCCAAGAUGGUUAUCUAUACAUUUAUAAUCUGGAUCCUAAUGAAGGUGGAGAGUGCAUGCUUCUACGACAACACAGGCUUGAUGGCAGAGCAGGAGAUAGUCCUGUGCCAGAUGUCUCCUCACCUGACCGACCUUUAACCCAUCCCUCAACCGGAACCAGUUAUGCUUCAUCUGUCAAGAAGCCUGAGUCUUCAGUAGUACCAGCAGAAUCGCAACCAUACCAAGAACUGGAGCAUGGAACCUCGGGGCAGGAGAGGGAGGGGCCAGGCCUGGGACAUCUACGACUAGAUGAUGAUAACGAGUUUCCGCCAAUGACGCAUAAGAGUGAUUAAAGACAGACCUGUAAAUCAUUCAAUACAGCAAAAAUACGGAUUGAAAUGUAAUGGAAGUACAUGUUUUCCAUCUUGUAAACAAGUUUGCUGUGUCAGUGUGACACUAGGGCUAAGAACAAAGCUACAAUACACAAGUAUUUAUAUUUGUGUGGGGGAGGGGGGUUCUAUUGUCACUCUUGGUUAUUUACAGUUGUGCAAUGUCCAACAAAGUGCAGUAAAUUUGGAUGGUAAAAAUAUGGUUGAGGGUGCAUUUUUGUACCAAAUGCAGUGAUUUGAAAUUUGUAAUGAAUAUAAACAACAUAAUAAUUAGAAAUAAUCUAUGUAUGUUGUAAGUAAAUUUAUAUGAAGAUAUUUAUUUGAAAGACUACAAAGCACUACAGUUUUUUUUUUUUUUUGUUCAAAAAGAUAUGAAUGUUGAUGAAAUUAAGAAUAGAUCAAGCCUAAAGCAGUCUGUCAAAUAUAAAUUUCUUGUUUUAUAAUGCAUUACUAAUAAUAAUGUUUACUAAAUGCAUUAUUGUCAAAUAACAGAAAAAAAUACCUAAAAUACAUUUAUUAAUGUAUUUUUAUGCCAGUUAAACCAAUGAUCAUACUUCUCUAAUUUAAAAGCUAAAAACUAGACAAAAAUUCUAAGGGUUCUGGUCAUCAUAUAAUAUACCUAGGGGUUGGGUAAUACCUUUUCAUUUAAAUCCACUCCAUGUAAGCAUGUGGUACAAAGGGGAUAAAGGACAUGAAAAACUGCAUUAGAAUUCCUGUUAAUAUAGUCAUACAUAAUCAGUAGAACUUGAAAUAAUUCCUUUUAAGUCUACUGAAUAGUUACAUUUAUAAGAAAAUGAAAUAGUCUGGUUCUCACCUUACCACUGUAUUUUCACGUUGUUUUGGGGACCUCAACACCAAGUGAAAACGCAGUGGCAGGCAGAGAAACAGAUUAGAAAUCUGAAAGGAAGAAUCACUAAACAUAUACUUAAAAAAAGUUAUAAAAAACAUUUUCCAUCCUAAUCACUGUAGAUGUAUACAUGUAAAACAUGUAUGAUGUAACAUUGUUGUUUUGUAGCCUGAUGUGAUCUUUCUUGUAAAGAUUUGGAAAUUUUUUUAUGCUUACACAAAGAAAAGUUUUCAAAUAUGCAUGUUUAUGCACAUGAUGUGUAAAAGAUUUUUGAAGUUUAUGUGUACUAAAUUUCUUCUUUCCCUGUGCAUUUACAAUUUUAAUUGUGCUAAACAAGAGAGAGGAAUUUACUUCUUGGGCAUCCUUUGUGAUUAAUUUUCUGUCUUCCAACUUUGUUUUCUGUACAAUGUAAAGUAUGUAAAUCCAACCUCUUUUUUAGUUACAUAAAUAUAAAAGUAAUUGAAAUAUUUAUUUCAUUGAUUGUGUGAAUGGAAAUAUUGCUAAGAAUGUGUGAUAAUGAAAGAUUGGAUAGGAAUUUUUCUUUGUUUUUUUUUUUAAAUAGGCAUACAUUAUAAGGUCAUAUGUUAUUUGUUAAUGUUGUCUAUGAUGAAUUCAUCUCAGAAUUGAAUUGUGGAGAUCCAAAGGAAUAAAUUAGACAUUGUUGAACUAUGUCCAUUGGUGGAAAUAUGUAUUAACAUACUUCUCCAUUGGUAUUUUGAUUUCUUUUCUUGGAGCUGAUUUUUAUUUCAUUAUCAUAUCCACUCCAUCAUUAAAGAGAGAGCAGAUGUU